Messenger RNA from Numida meleagris (helmeted guineafowl), 2466 nucleotides. It is a transcript of the gene EAF1, whose product is annotated as ELL associated factor 1. Gene Ontology annotation, cellular component: super elongation complex. The transcript has 6 exons. Gene Ontology annotation, molecular function: transcription elongation factor activity. The coding region runs from base 31 to 810 and encodes 259 amino acids. NCBI's taxonomy places the organism in Eukaryota, Metazoa, Chordata, Aves, Galliformes, Numididae. Gene Ontology annotation, biological process: regulation of transcription elongation by RNA polymerase II; positive regulation of DNA-templated transcription. The record is from RefSeq and is a predicted model, not a curated record.
GGCCGGGACGGGACGGGCGGGUGCGGGGCCAUGAACGGCUCGGCGAACCCGCUGCUGGACAAGGAGGAUCACCCGCUGCAGCUGGGCGAGAGCUUCGAGCGGCGGCCCAAGGCCUCCUUCCACACCAUCCGCUAUGAUUUUAAGCCUGCAUCAAUUGAUACCUCUUGUGAAGGGGAGAUCCAAGUGGGUAAAGGGGAUGAUGUAACCAUUACUUUGCCACAUAUUCCGGGUUCGACUCCUCCAAUGACUGUUUUUAAAGGAAAUAAAAGGCCGUAUCAGAAGGACUGUGUGCUUAUUAUCAAUCAUGACACUGGGGAGUACGUUCUGGAAAAACUCAGUAGCAACAUUCAAGUCAAGAAAACAAGAGCAGAGGGCAGCAGUAAGAUCCAAGCCCGAAUAGAACAACAGUCUGCUCGAGCAUCUCAACCUCCUCCACAGUUCAGAGCCCCAACCAAGCCAGCAACUGGACCUAAAACUUCUCCACUGAAGGAUAAUCCUUCACCUGAGCCUCAACUGGAUGACAUUAAGAGAGAGCUGAGAGCGGAGGUUGAAAUUAUUGAGCAGAUGAGUAGCAGCAGUGGAAGCAGCUCAUCGGACUCAGAAAGCUCAUCUGGAAGUGAAGAUGAAAGCUCCAGCAGCGAGGGGGAAGAGCUAGCACACGUUUCCCCUUCCCAGCCACCUCACCAGCAGUAUAACAAUAGGAAUGCUGUUGCUAAUGGCACCAGCAGGCCACAAGGAAGCAAUCAGCUCAUGAACACACUCCGAAAUGACUUGCAGUUGAGUGAAUCUGGGAGUGACAGUGAUGACUAGAGGCUGAGCUUUUCCUGCUUCUCUUACAUAUACAUGAAGAACUAAUUUACCUUGAAGUGAUCAUAUUGCUUACAAAGAGGAUCUGGCACAGGAAUACUUCCAUGUGUGAAAUUUUAAUAGAAGGAAUGUGUAACUCUGUAAAAUAUCAGACGUUGAGGGCUGUUUUACUUUGCAAAUUGAGUGUAUAUUUUGUGUAUAUUCUUAUUCUUUAAAAGCUUUACAUAGGUAUGUACAGUGGGUAAACCAAUAUAUGCCCCUAUGUUCUUAUCUGUUCAUUAUCUGUAAGCAUAACAUGUAACUUCAUCAUGUCAUCUGAUAAUUUCUUGUUUCUUGAAGAUAUUCAGUCCAUAGUGGAAGAUAUUCAGCCCAUUGUGUCUUUGUUGGGGGACUUUUGUAAUAUAGGGUGAGCAUGAGCCAACAGUGAGUUUAAAAAAACCAACCAUGCAGGACCUAGAGUGUGCACUGAAGUAGGACUGUUAUAAAUUAAGCCUCAACACUAAGUUGAUUUAUUUGACUUGGGACUUUUCUAAUGUGUUUUUAUUGCUAUUUAUGAUUGAUUUAAUGGACAUACUUUUCAAUAGUUGGGAAGGAGAAAUCGUAAAACCAUGUUUGCCACAAACCUUGCUGCACCAGUGCCUUAUAAGCAGGUCUUUAAAUGGAGCUUCCUGCCACCUCUCAUAGAGAGAGCAAUACUGAAACCUCUUCAGACUGCUUUUACAAAGAAGAGCUAUACUUCACAUGCAAGCCAACUGUACUCAGAGGGCAGUCACUCUAGCAAGAUAUAGGAUAUAUGUCAGUCACCUGAGCACAUCCAAGUUAAGAACCAGAUCAGCAUUUUCUCAUGCAACUGAAGCAUCUCAUUUAAUUCAGACAUUCAGUCCUACAUCUUCAGAAAUAUAUAGGAGCGUGAUUGCCAAAGGAACUGCAACGUCACGAAUAGGAGAUAAUGGGCUUGCUGAAAUGGUAAGACCCAGAGCCUUGUUUGCAGUUUCCUAAAGGAUGCAGAAAGAGGAGAUGACUUAAGCAAAUGUGAAACAGCACAAGUCUCUCUCCCACCACAGCUGUCCAGGUAGACUUUAGUCCAUACUAUUUGUUGGACAGGAUCUCUGUGCUUGGCAGAACUACACAGAACAAGAAAUAUUUGCCUACGAUGAAAUUCACCCCUGUUUAAGGGGGUUUAAAAGGUGCUCAGCUGGAUUAUCAUUAACUUUUUGCUUUGAUGGAAACAAGUUCUGGGGCAGCCUCUUAGUCUUGAGCACAAGGCUAACUUUUUAAACCCCAACUUCAAGCGAUAUAGGCUGAGCCACACUGCAUUUGCGGUGUAAUCCAGUCGGAACUUAAACUGGAUUGGAUGCCUCUCCAUUCUUAAAUGUCUGCUUUGCACUGCCUGUGUCCGUCUCAUAGUUUGUGUUGUAACUCCUGUUUGUUUACCGAGCUCUUUCCUUUUUUUUUUUUUUAAGGUAUUGAAGAGCAGGGUAUCAUUGGAAGGGAGAUUUUAUUAAAUGGUUUAUUUUUUUGCAUUCGAUACAUAUUUAGGCAUAUUUUUGCAUUAUUGUACAUAUGUUUAAAAAUAAUUGUUUUUUAAAGUGUUUUAUGACGUGGGUACAUAUUUUAACAUACAAUUACAAAAUAUACUUGAUGUAAAGCCACAGCUGA